Nicotiana tabacum (common tobacco) is the source of this 1091-nucleotide messenger RNA. RefSeq lists its product as uncharacterized. Lineage: Eukaryota; Viridiplantae; Streptophyta; Magnoliopsida; Solanales; Solanaceae. The record is from RefSeq and is a predicted model, not a curated record.
CUUACACGUGCGCUGAACAUUGCUGAGUAAGCUGCAUAUGAGAUGAGAAUGCAUCUACAGAUACUUCUCCUUCUUUUCCAUGGAAUUUCAUCUGGCUUUACUCUGCUCCAUCAUCUGUUCCGCCGACCUUCUGCUAUCUCAGAUACCUAUCGACUUCUAUCCGCGGGUUUUUGUUUUGUCAACAUCAGUAUUUUUACCGAGAUGCCGGCCGAUAAAACAACCAUAGCAUCAACAAGCUGCUCAUCUAAAAAGAAGCGUCAAUACUCAACAGAAAUAAUAUCUAAAAUGAAGCUUCGGCGACGUGAGCUGUACAAACAACUAUCAUUUGAUAAAAAAGAAUCGCUUUUAUCACAACGACGAUCAAAAGAGUUUGAAUCAAAAAGUCAAUGCCUACUGCUUGAUUCCACUAAAGAAGGGUCAUCCUUCAAAGCUAAGGUUGACUUGCAUUGGAAAAGAACUCUUACAAUACGCGGGCCAUGUUCUUUUACUGAGACAGCCGAUAUAUCCUUAACUGCUGAGGCGGCUGCUGGGCCGACUGGUGGCUCUAGCAAAGGAAAGAAUCUUACUGACCACUUUUCUGUGUUUGAGCUUGGUUCAACAUUUGCUGCAACCCAUGAAGGACAUGAUACACAAAUAUUGGCUAUCCCAAACAAAGCCGAUAUAUUUUCAGUUGCUGAGGCGGCUGCUGGAUCGACUGGUGGCUCUGGCAAAGGAAAGAAUCUUACUGACCACUUUUUCGUGUUUGAACUUGGUUCAACAUGUGGUGCACCCCAUGAACGACAUGAUCCACAGGCAUUGGCUAUCCCAAACAAAGAUUCGUCUUAACUAAAUCUUAUACCAACGCCCACUACUAAUCUCUUCUCAACAGUAAUGGUAUAGUUGUUUUAACUAAUAUAAACAGGUUAUAGAUCAACAAGAAUAGGUUUGGACAUUAAACAACUGCCCAGUAGUGCAAGUAUUUUAAAAACGGUACCAAACUGCAAAUAUUAUGGUGCAAAAAAAUUUGAAUAUGAGCCGCCAACAUUUUGCUGUAGUAAUGGUUCGGUUAAGUUGACAUCACAUGAAAUGCCUACUGAAUUGUUGAAUCUCUA